AUGAACUUGCUUUCCAAUGCAAGCCAUACUUCUUUCAUAACACCGCCGCAGUGGGCAGCGCCGCCCACCGCCUCUUGGACAACUGAAGAGAUCAACAUGAUCCAAGAAAUAUUCCUGUCUGAUGAGAACACCAUCCAGAUCCAGGAUAUCUCUAUCUAUGGUGACAAGCAGUCGGUCGUCGAAGACUCGGUCGACACCUCCAUGGAGCAGGGAACCGACACCACGAGCAUGCUGCUGUCCCCCAUCGGUGCAGACGAUGCCUUCCUGGAGCAGUUCAUGGUGGACGAGAAGGCCGCCAUGACCGCGUUUUUUCUCGAGACCAUCGACCCUUUCAAGAAUGUCGCCGUGGUGCCCGAUUACAAAGAGCAAGAACCCGUUUCCGCAGCAUCAGCAUUGUCAGCUGGAAUCAGCCUAAGCGACGGUCGGCCUGUCGAUUACGUACUGGCCAAGCUGCGCACCAAAGUGGACACACUCAACAGCAUCUAUUACUCGCGCUGGAUGAAUGUGUCGGGUGCAAGCAUAAAAAAGAUCAAGCUUGUGCUCGCGAUCGAGAGGCUGCAGCGUGUUAUCCAAGGCCUUUCCAAGGAGAAUGCCCAGCUCAAGAUAGACACGACAAGUUGUGCGCAACGAUGUGAACUGCUGCUUUUGCAAGAAAACAGCAACGGUUGUGCCGAAUUAGAGCACCUAAGACAUUUGAUCGAGGAAUCAAUAUGUGCUGGAGCCGUGACAGACGGCAUGAACGUGGCGCUGAACCACACUAUGGACGGUGAAGUUCUUAAAGAUCAUCAGGGUGAGCACGGUUGGGGGUACAAGAGCGUCGUAUCUUUGGACGGCGUUUUCACCUACAGUCUGUCGAAAGAGUACCCCAAGGAGGUGAACAUGCACGAAAUGAUGCAGAAGUCGUGGGCCAGUGUGAGUAGCUCCGAGAACGUGUCAAGCAUCUACUAUGGCGCGAUCAAGGCACAGCUUGUGAAGAAAUUUGGUAAGGAGACUGUUAUCAUGUAUGAUAUUGCCAACUACGACGCGACUCGCGUGGACCGCGUAGUUGCUGUGCUAUUCCGAGUCAAGACGCUGAAUGGAUUUCUUUUGGGUGUGCGCUCACUUGAUGUGCCGCUGACCGCGACGUCCGAGAAUAUCCGCCAGAUGGAUUGUACAGUGUGGCAGCGGUACGAAUACAAAGAGGACGGUGGUUUUUUGGUCACUUCUUGCGGUCACCUCUCGUAUCCUUCUCGAGCAGAUAUUAACUUCAUGGCAAUGGAGAUUCUGUGUCUGCAUUUGCGGUGGGAAAGCCGUGUCGUGGGCUUGCAGUUGAUGAUGAGCUAA
This is a messenger RNA of Peronospora belbahrii, 1323 nucleotides long. NCBI's taxonomy places the organism in Eukaryota, Oomycota, Peronosporomycetes, Peronosporales, Peronosporaceae. The record is from the annotation of a GenBank genome assembly.